GAUUUGAGAGUUAGUUAUUUUUUUUUAAAUUUCACGUACUCAAAUAAAACGCACUAUUCAUCCAUAUUUAUUCAAAUCAAUUCAUUUGGACAAAUACUUACACUCAAACAGACACACACACACACACAUAUAUAUAUAUAUAGUCGUCAAACAACAAACCAACGUAACCAAUCAGUCGAUUUUCCAUCAUCAUGAUAUCCAUUCUAUUGUACAGCAUUCUAUUCAUUCUUCCAUUGAUCGUCAUUGCUUUGUUCGUCUUUAAUCGACGUAUCAACAGCCCUUUUUCAUCAUCAUCAUCAUCAUCAUCAACUACAUCACAAAUGGAUCUAAACACGAUGACAACGUUUCGUUCAUUAUUGUUGGGUGUUGUUAAUAAUAAAGCAUCAUUUCUACAGAAUGAAGAUGUUACUUGCUUCUAUCAUCACCAUAAUCAUCAUCAUCACAGUGGUGGUAAUGGCGUUGGUGACAACGAUGAAAAUUCAGACAAUACGACAUCAUCAUCUUCGGCCAAUAAACAGCAACGAAUGGCUAACAAUAAUAAAAAUGUUGAUGUUUCUCAAUUCAAGUCGAUCAAUAUUGACUAUUUAUCAGCUAGUAAUUUUUCCUUUCAUCCAUGUCAUUUGAACGUUAAUGUUGAUGAAUCAUCGAAAAAAUCCUUACUGGUCUUAUUUGCAUGGCUAUUCGCCAAAGAACGGCAUCUGGACAAAUAUCGUCGCCUUUACAUGGAACAAGGUUUUGAUGUAUUGACUAUUAAAGUGAAUGUAAAAGAUUUCAUCAUACCGGCGGUCGGAAGCCAAGUAAUUGCAUCGCAAGCAGUACAAUUUAUCAAAGAACAUGAACAAGAUUAUUUUUCACUUGUGUUUCAUGCAUUCUCGGUUGGUGCCUAUCAAAUGGGCGAAUUAUUAGUCAUGUUGAAUCAGGAGCACAAUAAAGAUGUGAAGAAUACAGCGAGAAAAUUGUUAAAAGGCAUGAUAUAUGAUUCAGCUGCUGAUAUCAACGAAGCUCCGAUCGGACUUUCGAAGGCAACAACAACAAAUCCAUUACUACAAUGGGCCAUAUGUUUGCUAUUGAGUGCACAUUUCCGUUUUUGUUAUAAUCUAGCUACACGCCAUUAUUUAGCAUCAUCGGAAGCAUUACACCAGAAUGAAUUCCAUUGUCCAUCAUUGGUAUUUUUAUCAAAAGAUGAUGUUGUCGUCAACUAUGUUGAUCAAUUUAAAACGGCGGAAAAAUGGCAAAAGAGAGGCAUCAGCGUAACGAUGAAAUGUUGGGAUCAUUCUCCUCAUGUUAGUCAUUUUUUCAAACAUCCCGAUGAAUAUCGAUCGUCGUUGAUUGAAUUUCUUAACAAAAAUGUCAUCGACCAUCAAUAACAACAACAAUAAUAAUGAUGAUGAUGAGGACAGCGA
This is a messenger RNA of Dermatophagoides farinae (American house dust mite), 1403 nucleotides long. RefSeq names its product transmembrane protein 53. Gene Ontology annotation, molecular function: serine hydrolase activity. The record is from RefSeq and is a predicted model, not a curated record. Lineage: Eukaryota; Metazoa; Arthropoda; Arachnida; Sarcoptiformes; Pyroglyphidae.